Toxoplasma gondii ME49 is the source of this 3855-nucleotide messenger RNA. RefSeq names its product histone lysine methyltransferase, SET, putative. Gene Ontology annotation, molecular function: protein binding. The transcript is spliced from 10 exons. Bases 349 to 2928 code for a protein of 859 amino acids. Lineage: Eukaryota; Apicomplexa; Conoidasida; Eucoccidiorida; Sarcocystidae. The record is from RefSeq and is a predicted model, not a curated record.
AUUCGCUAUUUCUAGGACUGCAAGGCCCCUACCACAUUAGUGCCAUGAUCAGGAUGUCGUUUGUCCGUCACUGGAAACAUCUGCUGAUCACGUACAGCUCAGGCACCUUCUCGAGUGUGCUAGCGUUCCUUUCGUUUGCGGCACAACGGACUAAUCAAGGUGUACACACUACGAUAAAGCGCUAGCGGUCUUUAACUGUGUUUCGAUUUGAGUAGAGACCUUUCAACAGCAAAUCGUACCGUUUGCUGCCUCUGUGUAUUCAGUGUCAGAAAGCUGCAUACUUCUUUUCGGACUCGUCUGCGCGUGCAAUUUUUUUCGCCUUAGAGCGUCUAAUGUCUCACAGUUAGGAUGGAGUCAGCUUCAACCGUCGACCUUAUCAACAACUACGCCAAGGAAAAUCACAAUGGAGUUCUUAGAUGCGAGAUUCACGAGUUCAAAGGACGGGUUCUGUACGCGACCGGUAACAGUCAAGCCGGAGAAACACUCCUGAGAGAGCCCCCGCUACAUUCAGUGCGGGCGGACCCAAACAAUCCGCUCUACAAAGAGCUGGAGGCUCUUUGCAAGGAAAGCAAUUUCCACCUCGAGCCAAUAUGGUACUGGUGCGCCUUGAACUCGCUCAUUCUCGACACGCAGCCACCUGUUUCAGGACUCUUGUCGAUCACGCAGAGACAGUCUGAGCUUCUCCGGGUGCUCCACGUCCCCUCAGAGAUCACCCCUUGCACGGAAGUCAAAAAGAUCAUUCGCGCGUUUCGCCUCGAAAACCGAACCACCCCUGAGGACUUGGAGCUUCUUCUCCAGAUCUGGAUCCACAACUGCUUCGAACAGUUCGAGGACCCUGUGGGCUACGUGAUCUACUUUAUGCCGUCGUUCAGUUCCCACUCGUGUCUGCCGAAUGCGCUUUGGUUUACGGACGAAGACCACACCUUCGUUCUUCGGACUCGCGCAGAUAUCGCGGCUGGGGACGAGGUCACGCUGACUUAUCUCUCCGAAGACGACCUCAUGCGGCCGACUCUGCAACGCCGAAAAGUCCUGAGUGAAACUAAGGACUUCAUCUGCACUUGCGAACGAUGCUCAGCGCCUGUGGACUUUUCGCGGGGUUUCCGGUGCCCAGCCUGUGGCAUCGGCUCCAUCUACGUCGAGCCAGACGCGGAACUCACACUGGAGGAGAUCGAGGAAGUCUUCUCGUCUGCUGGCAACCAAACGAUUGAGGCUUUUCUCCCAUGGGAUCUUCAAAGAAUGAGUUCUCUUCCCACGAAAAGGUCGUCUGCUUCGUCUGUGUCUUCUCCGGAGGCGGGGGGAUCGGUGGCUUUCUCCGCGUCUUCUGACCAUGUGUCUGAGAGCAUGGCUGUAGACGACUGUCAGAACCGCGAGGAUGCUUCAGCUUCUUUGUCUCGCCCAAAAUCUCUCUCGCUCUCUUUGCUCGCGCCCUCAUCCCCUGCUGCCGAAGCGUUGAUCCCGCUGACGGUCUGGAUGUGUCUCCUUGUCCCGGGGCUCGCUGGGGCGCGCCUCGCAGGCGGUCGGCGGGCCUCCGCAUGCGCAGAUGCAUGCGUCACGCCCGUCGGUCCCGAACUGUCCCUGGAGUUGUCAGACGCUGGCAACUCACCAUGCAGGGAUCGGCAACGCAAGCAGGCACUGCCUCUAGGAACGCAAAUCCGGAACGGUUCAGAGAGGAACCCAGAGGGCCUUUCGCCGCCUGAGCGGUGUCGAGCCGUCCUGACUCGGGUCCAUCGAUCUGUCGCUUCGCUGCCGACGGUCACGCGCAUGCAACAAAUCUCCCCGAACUCAUGUGUUCUGUGCAAGAAGGAGUGGACGCACUCGGACAGGAUGAAGGGCCUUGCUCUCGAGGCGCUCCUCGGACGCUGGGCGAACCCGCAAGAAGAGGCAGGUGCUGUGGAGGGUGCGGAAGAUCCAGAACCAAAACAUGAAGAAGCACUCGACGCGACCAAAGCUGAGGAGGCGAACGACGACCAGGAUUUCGUUGGGGAAAACGGCAAGGGACGCGCAUGCAAGGCCGACGAGAGAGGCCGGAGGGCCUCUCGAGGAGUGCGAUGCAGCGGCGCAGAGGAGGAACAGAACGAUCGAGAAGGAGGCGACACCCGAAGAGACGAGCCGUCAGAGAACGGACGGAGUGGUCAAGGCGUGCCUGAAGAAGACAAGCAAGAGGGCGACACAAAUGAAGCAGAGGCCGACCCGACACCGAAAGCUUCUCGACGAAAGGGAAAAACGAAACUCGAAUUCGAAGGAGUCGAUGGUACAGACAGCUCAGUGCAGAGCCAACAUCGGCGGUGGCUCAUGAAAAAGCGAGUCUCUUCUCUCAAGCGGUUGCUGAAAAAAAGUUGGCGGCGGCAUCUGUCUGAGGACCAGCGGCACAGCCUGGAUGUCCUGCUCCCGGAGAUCUUCCAAUUUCAUUGGCAUCUUGUAUGCUGGCUGAAGGCGCAGGCAGCGGUCUCGACAGGCGCCGAGAAAGUGACCAUGCAAGACGCAAUUGUGUACCAACAACGAAAUCUGUAUCCGGGACUGAAUGCUGCUCUCGGGUGGUCACUCGACGAAAUGGCGGAAAUUCUGCUCUUGGCUUACCAGGAUCAGCCCGACAAGCCGAUAAAAAUGUCGCCUACCAGCAUGAAGGCAUUGAUUCAGGACCGCUCGAUUUUGGCUGCGUACGACGAAGCUGUGUCUAUCCUUGGCACUCUGUUCGAAACGAAUCACCAGUUUGUGACAGACGUGACAAAGAAGUUGAGCAUCCUGUCAGACUGGAUCCGCGGGUCUGGACUCGAAAUGGACCCCCUAGCCUCUCCGUGGCUAAAUGCAGGACAUCGUUUCUUUCAGAGAUCCUACAGUGGACGGACUACCCCCGGUUUGCUUUGCAUGUCUGGCAGCGCACCGUCGUGGGCCAUUGUGGAACGCAGUUUCCAACUUCCUAAGCUGUGAUCCGCCUCACGGUUGGUAGGGGCGGUGAGACGCACCCCUUGUCAGUGAAAUGUGCAGCCUGUGACUUCCUGAACGGAAUCGAAGCCGCCGAUGCGCACACCAGUGCUCAGCUGUUCUUCUUUUCCCAGUGGCCAGUGAGACGUGUAAUAGAAUGAAGACGGAUAUCUAGUCAAGUGUGUCCGCUUAUGGCACUGCCUGUCUACAAGGAAAACAGAGCAGAUGCCAGCUACGUCUGGACGCAACGUCGCUACGAUGUUGGCCAUGGGGGUGCGCCGGACUGGCACGACAGGGAGGUGUACAUACACCCGUGGAGUGUGGGCAAACGCUGAGGUGCCUCGAUCGACUAGUGCGUCGAACCAGGCUGAGUAGCCAAGAAGGGUCAACGCCCGUGCCGGAGUAAACGCCGGUCUGUGCAUGUGCAUUGAACGCUCUCGAACUGUUAACGUCGCUAGGUACUGUAGAGACGUUAAGCAACGUGAGCGAUAAAACCAGCGUCGUUAAGGCAAUCGGCGUAGUGUGUCCAGCGGAAUUCGAUCUGCAUAUCGGCAGAGUAAGGGGGCUGCGAGGCCACUCUGACGAUCAACUUCUUACGCAUGACCUGGUGAUGCGUCACCAUCAGAAAACCCAUUUAUUGUCGAAGGUCAAAGAUAUGUGCUGGACUAACUCCCCGAAGGUGGAGGGCCUACAUAUCUGGUUACACUGUGUGAUAUCGAGCGUUAUGCCCUACGUAACCUAAAACGAUUCCCCGUGCUUCGGUAACGCAAAGGACUUCAAAACGUAGAAGCUGGUUGAGGGGCCAAGAAAACAAGGCAGGAAGCUUGUCUUUCUAAAGAAGUGUGUAGAGAGCGUCUGGGUUGUUUCGUUGUCUUUUGGUGAGAUGUGACAAAACAACGGACGCGCAAAUGAAGUUGAAACACCCUACCGCAG